This is a messenger RNA of Pelagomonas calceolata, 1166 nucleotides long. Lineage: Eukaryota; Pelagophyceae; Pelagomonadales; Pelagomonadaceae. The record is from the annotation of a GenBank genome assembly.
AGCACCUUUACAAGGAGCUAAGGCCCAGGAUUAGCUUGGUACUUGCCUAACCCUCGCAAAAGAAGGCUGUGUAGUAGCUCCUCACGAUACGGCGGCGCUACGCCUGGGCUUGGGCCGACAAAAGAGCUCUCUCACUGCUCCUCUCCCGACAGCCUCUCUCACGGGCAGCGCUGGUGGAUGAUGGACGACUACCUCUUCGACGGCCUCGGCCCGUCGCCCGAGGCCCUGCAGGCCUGGGACGAGAGCCGCGCCGCGCGCGAGGCGGCGGAGCAAGAGCGCGCGCCGCCGACCAUAGAAGAGCAGCUCGAGCAUGAAAAAGCGCGCGCCGCGGCGCUCGAGGACGAACUGAAGGCGGCGCGCGGCGAGACCGAGGCCUGGGUCCGCGCCUGUGUGGAAAUCAAAAUUUUACGGCGCGUUCUGAAUCAUCGCGUCGUCCUCCACGCCAUCGACGCGAGCACCCGACACACUGGUUGAUUUCCACACAGGUCCGCGCGACGGCGGCCCUCGCGAACGCGCUCCUCCUGAACCCGGGGCAGAACGCGGGCUACGCCGCGACGGCGAAAAGUGUCCUGCGGAGCGCCUUGUCCUCCAUCGGCUUCGUGACGGGGCUGCGGUACUGCGACUGCUCCUUCCCCGCGAGCGACGCGUCGAAGCCGGAGAUCGUCUUGAGGAGGUGGUCGUCGCUCGACGACAGCGAAUGGGACGUGUCCUGGACGCCCAUCUGGACGGCGGAGGCCUGCGUCGACGGGUCGCGGGGCAUCUCCUUCACGACCCUACUGAAAGUGACGAACAUCGCGCUGAGGGGCCGCAUCCGGCUGACCUUCGCGGCGGACGGCUCGCAGCUGAAGGUGAGCUUCCUCGAGACGCCCGCCUUCCGCUGCGACGUGGCGUGCCACGUGACCCUGGGUCAGGUGCCGCUCCCGAUCCAGGCGGAGCUCGGCCGAGUCGUGCGGGACGAGGCCACGCGCUGGCUCGACCGGACCAUGGUCGCGCCGAACGCCUACCGGAUAGUGCUCUCGAAGCGGAAGCCGCUCUCCGACGACGACCUGGCGCGCGCCAUGGAGGCCGCCAAGAUCGGCGCGGAGCGCGCGGUCCUCGGGUCGCGGUUCCCCUCGUCGCCGUUGCCGGACAAGCGGGGGCCGGGCAAAUUGUAAGUUGAUUUAUUU